Messenger RNA from Colletotrichum paranaense, 2130 nucleotides. Its product is annotated as FAD binding domain-containing protein. Gene Ontology annotation, molecular function: oxidoreductase activity; FAD binding. Bases 1 to 2130 code for a protein of 709 amino acids. The transcript is spliced from 7 exons. The record is from RefSeq and is a predicted model, not a curated record. Lineage: Eukaryota; Fungi; Ascomycota; Sordariomycetes; Glomerellales; Glomerellaceae.
AUGACUGAACUUCCAGAAAGUAAGGUCGACGUCCUCAUCAUUGGGGCUGGCCCUGCUGGGCUUAUGCUGGCUCUCUGGUUAUCUAGACUCGGUGUGAAGACCCGUAUUGUUGACAAGAGGACCGCCAAGGUCUACUCUGGCCAAGCAGAUGGUUUCCAAGUGAGAUCCCUCGAGAUCCUAGACAGCUUCGGCGUCGCAGAGCGCGUGUGGAAAGAAGCAAACCGCAUGCUCGAGGUCAGCUUCUGGAACCCGGACGAGAACGGCACAAUCCAGCGCAGCGCAAAAUCAGUAAACACAAUCCCAGGCCUGUCCCGCUUCACCGAAUCCGUCCUGCACCAGGGGCGCAUCGAGCAAUUCUUCAUCGACGGCAUCCGCGCCUCGUACCCGUCCAACGAGACACCCUUGAAGGUCGAGCGCAUGGUCAUCCCGACCUCGCUCGAGAUCGACGAGGCCGCGGCCGAGGAUUCGGAUCCGGAGGCGCAUCCUGUGACGGUGACGCUGCGGCACUUGACGGAGGAGGAGGCGACGCCCACGCAGAUGCUGAGUAAUCUUAGCGAUGGCAUUUUCCGGAGUAACUUGGCUGAGGACGAUGUCGCGGGGAUCUUGGAUAGGUCCAAGGGCCGUGAGGCGAGGGAUGAGGUUGUGAGGGCCAAGUAUGUUGUUGGCUGUGAUGGAGCGCAUUCGUGGACUAGAAAGGCGCUGGGGAAGGAGUUUGAGAUGAAGGGGGAGAGUACUGAUGCCAUUUGGGGUGUCAUGGAUAUUGUUCCCAUUACCGACUUCCCCGAUAUCAGGUUCCGGACCAUGAUACAGAACACGGCCGGCGCACUGAUGAUCAUUCCUCGCGAGAACCGGAUGGUUCGUCUCUACAUCCAGCUGAAGGAGGUCUCAGCCGGAGGCGGCCGCGUCGACAGGUCGCAGAUCACGCCAGAGAUCAUCUUCAAGUCUGCGCAGAGAAUCUUUAGCCCAUACAAGCUGGAGUACCACUACUGCGACUGGUGGACGGCCUACCAAAUCGGUCAGCGAACAGGCGACCACUUUAGCAAACUCAACCGCGUCUUCCUCGCGGGAGGUAAGCAAAGCUCCCAUACCUCUGCCCUUCACCCAUCUCCUCCAGGAACUAAAUCAUAUGAUCCAGACGCCGUGCACACGCACUCCCCGAAAGCCGGCCAGGGCAUGAACAUAUCGAUGCAGGACAGCUACAACCUCGGCUGGAAGAUCGGCCUCGCGUGCAAGAACAUCCUGCCGCGCGACGUCCUCUCGACGUACGAACUCGAGCGCAAAAAGAUUGCAAAGGACCUCAUCGCCUUUGACGGCAAAUUCUCUAAGCUCUUCACGGGCGCGCCGCCAAAGGACAUCCAGAGCGAGACGGGCGUGUCGGACGACGUGUUCCAGAAGGCGUUCCAUACGAGCCGGAUGUUCACAACCGGCGUCGGCGUAAACUACCAACCAACAGUCCUCGUCGCCAAAGAAGCAGACGCAGACCCAGAAACCGAAGACGACUUACCCAACACCCUCACAAAGAGCGCCGCAAAAAGCACCCAAUCCCUCGCCACAAACUGCAAACUCGGCCAGCGCUUCCCUUCCUACAAGGUAAUCCGCCAGUCCGACGCCCGCCUCUGGGAACUGCACCACAAGCUCCCCUCCAACGGGCGCUUCCGCCUCGUAGUCUUUGGCGGCGACAUCUCCCAACCUUCCCAGCGCGACACCGUCAACGCCCUCGGCGCGUGGCUGUCAAGCUACCUGCCCAAGCUGCCGACCAUCGCGUUAGGUCCCGCGUCGGAUCCGCAUAGCGGGCUGAUCAAGUUCAAGACGGACGCGGAUCCGAGUAUUGUUGAUAUUGUGCUCGUGCACUCUGCCCCCCGGGACGAGAUUGAUUUGCUAAGGGACGUGCAUGAGGCGUAUCAUCCGUUUGAUAGUAAGCUUGGCUGGGAUUAUGACAAGGUGUUUAGCGAUGGUAAGACGUUUUAUGAGGAGCCUGAGAGGGCGUAUGAGAAAUAUGGGAUUGAUUCGGGCAAGGGUGCUGUUGUUGGGUUGCGACCUGAUGGGUAUGUUGGGCUUAUUACUCCGGUUGGUCAUGAUGGGGCGGAGCAGAUUCAGAGGUGGUUUGAUGGCAUAUUUCAGAGAUCAUAA